Dioscorea cayenensis subsp. rotundata (Guinea yam) is the source of this 4856-nucleotide messenger RNA. Its product is annotated as paired amphipathic helix protein Sin3-like 4. Gene Ontology annotation, molecular function: transcription corepressor activity. Lineage: Eukaryota; Viridiplantae; Streptophyta; Magnoliopsida; Dioscoreales; Dioscoreaceae. The record is from RefSeq and is a predicted model, not a curated record. Bases 396 to 4571 code for a protein of 1391 amino acids. The transcript is spliced from 23 exons. Gene Ontology annotation, cellular component: histone deacetylase complex; chromatin. Gene Ontology annotation, biological process: negative regulation of transcription by RNA polymerase II.
UUAGAACGAGGACGAGAAGGAGAAGCGCCCGCGAUUCCUCUCUUGCUCUCUCGCUUGCUUUCUCUCCUUCUCUCUCUGUGCGUGUGUGUGUCUCUCUCUCUUUUCGCUUCUCUUUUGGGACGCUGGUGAUCGCUGCUGCUUCGAUUGGAAGCCAUUGAUCGGUUGGAGAAUCGAGUUUGGAUCGCUAGCGGACUGCCGAUCGGGAUCGGUGUGAUUUCACCGGAGGUUUUUUUUUUCUUGAAAAUUUUGAGCGGAGAGGGAAUGUUUUUGUGCUGAUUUUGUUGACGAUAUGAGAAGGGCAAGAGAUGAGGAUUGCGUGAAUUCGCAGCUCAAGCGACCUAACUCGUCCCCGUGAGUUUGUUGUUAUUCGUUUUAUUGUGUCUAGGCAGAUAAAUAUGGCUAACGAAGCUAGUACCAAUGAUUCCGGUAGGUUGACUACCAGUGAUGCUUUGGCCUAUUUGAAGUCUGUGAAGGAUAUAUUUCAUGAUAAGAAGGAGAAGUAUGAUGAAUUUCUUGAAGUCAUGAAGGAUUUCAAAAGCAAAAGGAUUGACACAGCUGGUGUUAUUGAGAGGGUGAAAGUGUUGUUUAAUGGAUACCGUCAUUUGAUACUUGGUUUCAACACCUUCCUGCCCAAAGGGUAUGAAAUCAAGCUUACGACAGAAGUCAAGAAGCCCAUUGACUUCCGAGAGGCAAUAGUUUUUGUAAAUAAAAUAAAGAACCGUUUCCAGAACGAGGAUAAUGUGUACAAGACAUUCUUGGGCAUUCUAAAUAUGUAUCGAAAAGAACGGAAAACCAUUCGUGAAGUUUACAGCGAGGUAGCAGAUCUAUUUGGAGAACAUCCUGAUUUGCUCAACGAGUUCACACACUUUUUACCCGAUACCUCUGCUGUGGCAACUGCUCAACAUGGCUCUUCCGCUAGAACCUUGCUUCAUGGGUUUAAGUUCAAUUCCCCGGUUCAGAAGGAAGGAACCUACAACUCACACACUGAUCAUGAGCUCAGUGUUGAUCAUUUGGAUGUAGAGCGUGAUAAGAAAAAAAGGCGACAUGAAAGAGAAAAGGAUAGGAGGGACCGUGAGCGGGACGAGAAAGAUAUGGAACAUGAUUUUAAGGAUCUGGACAAUGUACAACGUAGACUAAAACCUUCUCGAAGGGUUGAUGAUGCUAUGACUGAGCAUUUGCAUGAGGUUGGGGAAGGCGCUGAGAACUUUGCGACAUUUAGCAUUUCAACUUCUUCCUAUGACGAUAAAAAUGCCUUGAAGAGUGUUUACCCACAGGAAGUUAGUUACUUUGAGAAGGUCAAGGAAAAGUUGCAUCCUGCUGCAUAUAACGAGUUUCUGAAAUGCAUUUAUAUCUACAACCAAGAAAUAAUAAGUCAAACAGAACUAAAAAGAUUGUUGCAAGAUCUCAUCACAGAAUACCCAGACCUUAUGGAUGGCUUGGACAAAAUCUUUACCAGUCCAGGGAAUGUAGAUGGAUUUGUUACUGGUGUAAUCAAUAAAAAGUCCUUGUGGAAUGAAGGACAUAAAGGCAGACCAUUUAAGCUAGAGGAGAGAGAUAGGGCAAGGUUGUGUGAUAAAGAUGAGAUGUUGAAAGAAAGAGACCAUGAACGGGAAAGGGAGAGGGACAGAGAAAGGGAGAGAACUGAUAAAGGCGUUUCAUGUAUCUCCAAAGAUGUGGCUGCUCACCGAAACAGUCUGCCUAUAAACAAGGAAAAGUAUAAUUGGAACAAACCAAUUUCAGAGCUUGAUCUCUCAAACUGCCAACGAUGCACCCCUAGUUACCGGUUACUUCCAAAGAAUUAUCCAUUACCUGCUGCAAGUUACAGAACUGAGCUUGGCACCUCUGUACUGAAUGAUCUCUGGGUGUCAGUGACUUCGGGGAGCGAGGAUUAUUCCUUCAAGCACAUGCGCAAAAACCAAUUUGAGGAAAGCUUGUUUAGAUGUGAAGAUGAUAGGUUUGAACUGGAUAUGCUUCUGGAGUCAGCGAAUGCUGCUAUUAAACGAGUGGAAGAGUUGGUAGAAAAGAUGCAGGAUGACACAUUUAAAAUGGAAAACCUGAGUCACAUUGAAGACUACUUCACUCCUUUGAACUUGAGAUGCAUUGAACGGCUAUAUGGUGAUCAUGGGUUGGAUGUGAUGGACAUUAUGCGCAAGAAUCCCGUUGUUGCUUUCCCUGUCAUCUUAAGUCGUUUGAAGCAGAAACAAGAGGAGUGGUCACGGAGUCGUUCUGAUUUUAAUAAGGUCUGGGCUGAAAUUUAUGCCAGGAACUAUCAGAAGUCACUUGAUCAUCGUAGUUUCUACUUCAAGCAACAUGACACAAAGAGCUUAAGUGCAAAAUCUCUGUUGACUGAAAUCAAAGAAAUUAAUGAGAGGAAGCUGAAGGAGGAUAAUGUGCUUCUCGCAAUUGCUGCUGGGAAUCAGCUUCCUAUCUUCCCAAAUAUGCAGUUUGAAUAUUCAGAUUCAGAUGUUCAUGAGGAUCUGUAUAAAAUAGUGAAAUAUUCUUGUGGAGAAGUUUGUACUUCUGACCAAUUUGACAAAGUGAUGAGGAUCUGGACAAAUUUUGUGGAGCCAUUUUUGGGUGUUCCUCCCCGAGUUCAAGGUACUGAGGAUGCUGUAGAUGUGGUAAGGUCUAAGGGUUCUGCUGUAAAAAGUAAUUCAGCAAGCACAAGGGAAAAUAAAGGGUGUGGUAGUGAUGAUGCUGUUGGCAACACCAAGCAAUUAAAACCUAUUAGGCAUGCUGAUGCAAACAGUCUGGGAGAACACGGAGAUCUUCAGAAGACUAUAUUGGUGGAUAGUGUUAGAACAACUGGUGGACCUGCCUUUCAUGAUGUUCAUUGCGUUGUUGUUGGAGAUGAUAAUCCUUGCAGUUCUCCAUGCAAUGGAAAAGUGCAAGGUGCUGCUGUGGCUGAUGGAACACCUCUAUUCAGCAGACAAGCUUCUGCAGGUCAGCUGAUGGAUGAUGCUUCCAUAACUGCUAGAGCUGAAGAAAUCCAAGUCAGAGCCAGCCAUGAUAUCGCAUCAGGGCCUGGCUUAACACCUGCAAGGUCUGGUCAAGCUGAUAUGGACAAGAUUGUUGAACCACAGAUAAAUCAUGAGUUUCUUCCUUCAAAGGGAGGUGAAAAUUUGAGAUCAAUUGUGUUUAGUAAUGAUGGUUGUCCAAGUGAAAAUAACAAAGUCCACAAGCAUCGUGAUUCUUCUUCCCCCGGUAACCAGAAAAUCGAAAGAGAAGAAGGUGAGUUAUCACCUAAUGGAGAUUUUGAAGAGGACAACUUUGUGGUUUUCGAUGAUCAGGUGCCUGCAGUGAAGGAUAAUAACAGCAGUGUACAAUGUCAAGAAAAAACUGGUGCAGUGGCAUGUUCCAGUAUGGCAGCAGGAGAUAAUGAUGCUGAUGCUGAUGAUGAGGGUGAGGAAAGUGCUCACAGGACCACAGAAGAUAGUGAGAAUGCUUCUGAGGCUGGUGAGGAUGCUUCAGGCAGUGAGUCUGUUGAUGGUGAGGAGUGCUCUCAUGAAGAUAAUGAAGAAGAAGAUGUGGGCCAUGAUGAUCCAGAUGGUAAACCUGAAAGUGAAGGUGAGGCUGAAGGAACACCUGAUGCACUUGAUGCUGAUGUUGGGGGGACUUCAGAACGUUUCCUUCCGACAGUGAAACCUCUUGCAAAAUAUGUGCAUGAAGCAUUCAAGGACAGUGAUGAUAAAUGUUUGCGGUGUUUUUAUGGCAAUGAUUCAUUUUACUUACUUUUUAGGCUUCAUCAGACUUUAUAUGAGAGGAUUCUUUCUGCAAAAAUGAAUUCAUCAAAUGCGGAAAGAAAAUGGAAAACCAUGAAGGAUACGAGUUCACCUGAUUUAUAUGCAAAAUUUAUGGGUGCAUUGUAUAAUCUACUUGACGGUUCUGCUGAUAAUACGAAGUUUGAAGAUGACUGUCGUUCUUUAAUUGGAACUCAGUCCUAUGUUCUCUUCACACUGGAUAAAUUGAUAUAUAAAAUCGUGAAACAGCUUCAAGCUGUGGCAUCAGAUGAUGUAGAAAACAGGCUUCUCCAGCUCUAUGCUUAUGAAAAAUCACGGGGACGUGGAAAGUUUGUGGAUGUGAUUUAUCAUGAAAAUGCACGUCUCCUUCUUCAUGACGAAAGCAUAUAUCGGUUUGAAUUUUCUUCAGACCCAGCCCGGCUCUCCAUUCAGUUGAUGGAUUAUGGAAAUGGAAAGCCUGAAGUGAUAUCUGUCUCUAUAGAUCCCAACUUUGCAGCAUACCUCCAUAAUGACUUUCUGUCUAGAGAGCCUGAUUGGAAGAGGGGCUGUAUUUUCAUGGGAAGAAAUAAGCGCAAGCUUGGGGAUAGUGAUGAUUAUUCUGUUUACUGCAAGGCCAUGGAUGGUGUCCAAGUUGUUAAUGGCCUGGAGUGCAAGAUGUCUUGCAAUUCCUCUAAGGUACGUUAUGUUCUUGACACAGAGGAUCUCUUUGUCCGUGCUCGAAAGAAAAGAAGAUUAUCUGAUGUCGGCAGAGCAUCAUGUCCUGGUCAGGCACAAUAUUUAAACAAGAAUACAUUGAGAAUGCAGCGUUACCAUCACAAGUUUUUAACAUGACUUUUUCCAAAGACAAGGCAGUGUAGAUGCGAUGACCCGAGGAUGCUAUUGUGACUCCGAUCGAUCAAUCGUUUUGAGAGCUCGUUCUCCGUUUGGAGGGCCCUCCCAUUUGUUUUGCGAAGCAAAUACAGUUCUUUCAGUCCACCUCUCUUUGACAUGUUAGCAGCUUGCAGUUUCAAUAGUUUCAAUAGAACAUAUAUAUACUCAACAUCAGGCCAGAGUCUUGUUGAUCUUCUGUCAUAGAUGAUGUAUAUAUAUAUAUAUAUAUAAUGAAGAACUUGUGGU